AUGUCUUGGUCUCCGUCAGAGGCGCGUUCCUUGCCCUCCUUGAGACCAGGUCAAUUUCCACCUCCUGCAACCUCGCGAGGGAAGCCGACACCUUUGGGAGAUUCGCGAUUGCACCGGUCAUCCACAAAAGCCCACAUUUCACAACUCGAGAACACGGCCGAAUCCCAAAAGUUGCCCAAGCCUACAUCCACCGGUGCCCAGAGUUCAGACUACCUUCAGCUGACCACCUUCACCAAGCGCAAAGAAGCUCCCACGAGCGAGAAACUAGAUUCAGCACGACCAUCCAAGGCUCCCAGGCUCCCCGAAAGAUCCUUGAAAGAUGGAUCCGGACCGCUUUCUUCAUCUCUGGGUCCUAGCCAUGCCCCUUUCGCGGCAGCUCCUUCCAACAGCCAGCCAUUCUUCAGCCUAACGAAUCAAGAGCUCAACACAUUGAGGAGGAAUAUGGGCAAGGGAGCUAGCUACAAGCAAUUCAGAGACAUCACCGUGGCGCGAGAGCUGGACCGCCUUGGCCGUGGUUGGGAUGGAUACCUCCGAGCCAGGGACAUGGCAGAGGAAGAAGGCAAAACCGACGAGUUUUGGCGCCACAUCAGUCUUGAGCUCAACGCUGUUUUGUCAACCACGCAGUUUCGCCCCGGGGCGAUAUCGAUAGAGACAGCUGCUCUGGUCGCGCAGAGCAACUACACCGCUUCUAUUGGAAGGAUGCGGCCUGAAAUUGCGGCCGAGAUUCGGCGGAUGAGGGUGAGGUCACGGUCAAAUCUCCCCGACUCGGGCCUGGCUGGUCCAGACUCCGAUUCGUGCGACUCAACAAUUGUAGGACUGCCUUCAUGUUCACCACCCGUUCCCGAAGCCGACUCACAAUUUUGCCAACGGGGAAGUCCUGACCCCGUUCCGGUUUCCCGACCAAGGAGAGUCUUGAAACGGCCAGACUAUAGAAUACCACCAUUGUUCGAAAGCAGCCCGGAACCGCCGUCGAGCCCGGACCUGCCGCCUAGGACGCCCUCGCCUACGCCUCGAGAAAUUUACAACAGGACGCGGCCGAAGUUCAUCCAAUACUCGUGUGAGUGGAACGGAUGCAAGGCGAGCCUAAAGGACUUGAAGACCCUCAAGAAGCACAUCCACAUCGUGCACGCUAAAGAAGCCAGAGACACUUUGUGUUGCGGCUGGGGGUCCUGCGUCACCAAUACUCCGAGAGCGUAUGAGUCUCCUGAGGAUCUCGAAAACCAUUUCGAAAUCUUCCACUUGGAACCACUCAAGUGGAGUCUUGGUGACUGA
Molecule: messenger RNA, 1272 nt
Organism: Diaporthe citri
Lineage: Eukaryota; Fungi; Ascomycota; Sordariomycetes; Diaporthales; Diaporthaceae
Exons: 1
Coding region: 1-1272 (423 amino acids)
Source: RefSeq, a predicted model, not a curated record